This is a messenger RNA of Cinclus cinclus, 1443 nucleotides long. RefSeq names its product EGF like repeats and discoidin domains 3 (gene EDIL3). The record is from RefSeq and is a predicted model, not a curated record. Lineage: Eukaryota; Metazoa; Chordata; Aves; Passeriformes; Cinclidae. The transcript is spliced from 11 exons. Bases 1 to 1443 code for a protein of 480 amino acids. Gene Ontology annotation, molecular function: calcium ion binding.
AUGAGCCGCGCGGUGCUGGCCUGGCUGGCGCUCUGCGGGAGCCUGGCGGCGCCGCGCCCCGCCCGAGCGGAUGUGUGCGACUCCAACCCCUGCCAGAAUGGUGGCAUCUGCCUGUCAGGGUUCAAUGACAACUUCUACUCCUGUGAGUGUCCUGAGGGCUUCACGGACCCCAACUGCUCCAGCCUUGUGGAGGUUGCCUCCAUUGAAGAGGACCCAACUUCAGCAGGACCCUGCCUUCCCAAUCCAUGCCAUAAUGGUGGGACGUGUGAAAUUAGCGAAGCAUACAGAGGCGACACGUUCAUAGGCUAUGUUUGCAAAUGUCCGCAGGGAUUUAACGGGAUUCACUGCCAGCACAAUGUGAAUGAAUGUGAAGCUGAGCCCUGCAGGAAUGGUGGAAUUUGUACAGAUCUUGUUGCCAACUAUUCCUGUGAAUGCCCAGGUGAAUUUAUGGGAAGGAACUGCCAACAGAGGUGCUCUGGCCCACUAGGGAUAGAAGGAGGGAUUGUGUCCAACCAACAGAUCACUGCAUCGUCCACCCACCGAGCUCUUUUUGGACUCCAGAAGUGGUACCCCUACUAUGCACGGCUUAAUAAGAAGGGUCUUGUGAAUGCCUGGACUGCUGCAGAAAAUGACAGAUGGCCAUGGAUUCAGAUAAACCUGCAGAAGAAGAUGCGAGUCACUGGAGUUAUAACCCAAGGUGCCAAGAGGAUUGGAAGUCCAGAAUACGUAAAAUCUUACAAAAUUGCCUACAGUAAUGAUGGGAAGUCAUGGACAAUGUACAAAGUAAAAGGCACAAAGGAAGACAUGGUGUUCCGUGGGAACGUGGACAACAACACCCCGUACGCCAACUCCUUCACACCACCCAUCAAAGCCCAGUACAUCCGGCUGUACCCCCAGGUGUGCAGGAGGCACUGCACCCUCAGGAUGGAGCUUCUGGGCUGCGAGCUCACAGGUUGCUCUGAGCCCCUGGGGAUGAAAUCAGGACACAUCCAGGACUUCCAGAUCACUGCCUCCAGCGUUUUCCGUACCCUCAACAUGGACAUGUUUGCCUGGGAGCCCAGGAAAGCCCGGCUGGACAAGCAAGGCAAAGUUAAUGCCUGGACCUCUGGCCACAGUGACCAGUCACAGUGGUUGCAGGUUGACCUGCUCAUCCCUACAAAGAUCACUGGAAUAAUCACCCAAGGAGCUAAAGAUUUUGGCCACGUCCAGUUUGUGGGGUCCUACAAGCUUGCUUACAGCAACGAUGGGGAGCACUGGAAAAUAUACCAGGAUGAAAAGCAGAAGAAGGACAAGGUGUUCCAGGGGAACUUCGACAACGACACGCACCGCAAGAACGUCAUCGAGCCGCCGAUCUACGCGCGGCACGUGCGCAUCCUGCCCUGGUCGUGGUACGGCCGCAUCACCCUGCGGUCCGAGCUGCUGGGCUGUGCUGCCGAGGACUGA